Messenger RNA from Maylandia zebra (zebra mbuna), 617 nucleotides. Lineage: Eukaryota; Metazoa; Chordata; Actinopteri; Cichliformes; Cichlidae. The record is from RefSeq and is a predicted model, not a curated record.
UGAUGGCAACUUCCACUGACACAUUCUUCCCGUUAUCAUCCUGAAAUAUUUCAACAAAGUGGAUGAUGAGGCACAGACGUUCCACAGGAACGGUGUACAGAUGUAUGAUUAUGUCACUCCUGCUCCUCCACCUAACACCUCCACUCCAAACUAAGUUUGCUCUGCUGCUUUGGUUCACUGAUCUAAAAAGAAAGUGCCCAGCCCAGCAGGAUGAAGAUGGGCCAUACGUCAAGAAGCCGCCAAAUGCCUUCAUGCUCUAUCUCAAAGAGCAGAGGCCAAAGGUCAUUGCUGAACUCAACAUCCCUGGAAGUGCAGCCGUAAAUGCAGUGGUGGGACAGAGAUGGAAGUCGCUUUCAAACGACCAGAAAGCCAGAUAUUUCAAGCAGGCUGAAACAGAAAGACAGAAUCAUGCCAAAGAGCAUCCAGCCUGGUCGACCAAAGAAAACUAUCCCUUCAGUUCCAGACAGAGGAAGCCUUUGUCGCAGACAGUGAGGAAGAACUGCUGUCAGUGCUGGAAGAGCUUGACCCCCUCCCCAUCACUGCGCAGUCUCAGCAGCCCUCACCCACCCCUGCCUCUCCUGUAGAUGCCUCUCAAACUGCAUCAGUUCAACCCUGAG